This is a messenger RNA of Ceratosolen solmsi marchali, 1938 nucleotides long. RefSeq names its product 43 kDa receptor-associated protein of the synapse homolog. The transcript has 10 exons. Bases 340 to 1938 code for a protein of 532 amino acids. The record is from RefSeq and is a predicted model, not a curated record. Gene Ontology annotation, cellular component: neuromuscular junction; plasma membrane. Gene Ontology annotation, molecular function: protein-membrane adaptor activity; acetylcholine receptor binding. Gene Ontology annotation, biological process: positive regulation of neuromuscular synaptic transmission; synaptic transmission, cholinergic. Lineage: Eukaryota; Metazoa; Arthropoda; Insecta; Hymenoptera; Agaonidae.
GGUGACCUUCGAUCGUCAUUAUCGGGCGAUACGUGAAAAAUCCCUGCGAUUACUUAUAUUAUGCAUUCAACGUGGCAGCGUGAAAGCGGCUUUUCGUCACCCACGCCCAGCGAUGACGACUAUUCUCGGGGAUCGAGGUGAAGCGUCGAGGUUUUUCGUAGGGGCAGGAGCAUAUCAGAAGCAGCUGUGGAGCGUCGAGGAGUCUUUUCGACGCCGACGAAAGGGAUCGGCGGUGCGGCCAAGAGCCAGGCGAAAGUGGCGUCAGUGGCGGAAACUCUUGACCGACCCAAUUGCCACGAAUGGACACAUCACGACAAAUAUAGUAUAUCCAAUACAGCCAUGUCAUGGGACUCUAUCAGCUCGAGAGAUUACAUUGGACAUCAACUAUCGGCAACAGCAUUACUAGGAAGUCCGGAUGGUUCGCGACAUCCACUCGAUGUAUACGAAUUUUCCGAAGAAGACUAUCGGCGGAAAAUAGAUAAUAUUGAGGAUAAUGGUAACAGUUAUCAAGGUAUUGGAAUCUGGGAGUGCCUAAUGGGAUGUCGACAUCGCCUGGACCAACAAUUGGCUAGACGCAAAGUUGAACAGGGUUUAAAACUUUAUCGUGCGCACAAACAACAAGCUGCUGUACGGAAAUGGCGAGGAGCACUGACGAACAUCGGCCGUCGCGAAGAUAAAUUUGCACUACUUGGCUACUUGUAUCAAGCUUACAUGGAUUGGGGAAAAUAUAGAGACAGCGUAGAUUUUGGACACAGGCAGCUUUGCAUUUCAGAAGAGCUGGACUCUCCUAAUAUGAGGGCCGAAGCAUAUUUAAAUCUGGCUCGAGCACAUGAGAAACUUGGUGCUUUGGACAGAGCAUUAGGUUUUGCCCGACACAGUCUCUACAACGAGUGCGACCAAUGUGCCACAGCCGGAUUAGUUCAUCUGACCGUGGGUAGAGUCCACUUGGAACUUGCUGGCUUUUGCAAGGCCUUGGAAGCUUUUCAAAGAGCUCACAAGAUCGCUCAUUCCAUCCAGGAUCCAUCCCUCGAGCUUCAGGUGUACGUUGGAUUGUCGGAACUGUUUUGCCGUCUCCAGGAUGCAGACAAAAGCGCCCGAUAUGCUGCGCGCGCUUACGACCUCUCCAGAAGCCUUCAACUCGGUGACUUAAAUUCCCGACAUCACAGGGCGGCAUUACUACAAAUGGCUGCCUCUCUAAGGAAGAAGGGCGAGCUGGGCGAUGCUCAUGAUUACUGCUCGGAAGCUACAAGGUUAUCCUUAGUAUCUGGUGAUCAAGCAAGUUAUGCUCGAAGUAUAAGGAUAUUGGGAGAUAUUUAUAGAAAUAAAGCAGAAAUUAAUAAGGCAUUCCGUCAGUAUGAGAGCGCGAUGGGUUCGGCCGCUGCUACUGGCGAUCGUUUAUGCCAGAUGGAAGCCAUGGAUGGUGCCGCGAGAUGCCUCGAGGCUCUCAGGCUGCAGCACAAGAUAUGCAACUGCAAACCCCUUGAAUUCAAUACGAGACUCCACGAAGUUGCAAGCUCCGUCGGCGCUAAGUUGCUAAUGAGGACGGUGAGAUCACGCCUAUCGCGAAUUUAUGGCUCACUUGGCGAUGAAGAGCAAAAAUCUCAUUUCGAGAGGGGGGCGGCAUCAAUGGAGGAAGAUCUCGAAUUACGAUGUGGUGGUUGCAACGAACCUUUUGGCCUUGAAGCCGAUUCUUUAGAAGCACUACCCUGCUCCCAUAUUUUACAUGCGAGGUGUGCAUACGACAUCCUAAAGAAGCGCGAUAAGAAGAAGAAGCGUUUAUGUCCGGACUGCCACAAAUCGGUGAGCUCGCGACUCUAUCUUCAUUGCGACGAUACUCAUGACAUCAAUCCUCUUAAUCACAGUUCCUUAAGUCUGGCAUCGCUUAGGGCCAGUAGUCUGGCGACCCUUGAAGAUUGUCACGCGACAAGUAGCGUUUAG